Molecule: messenger RNA, 684 nt
Organism: Scutellospora calospora
Lineage: Eukaryota; Fungi; Glomeromycota; Glomeromycetes; Diversisporales; Gigasporaceae
Source: the annotation of a GenBank genome assembly
UGGAAAAAUAAAUUUAAAAUAAAGAAAAUUAUGACAGAAUCUAUGGUUGAAGAAAACCAGGGAAUAUGUGAACAAUGUAAACAACCAAAUAUUAGCCAUAAAUGGUGUAAAGAUUGCAAUUCGAAACAUUUUCAAAAACAGUUCAGUAAUUGGACAAGUAAUAACAUUAUCAUUGAUAAAUUUAUCCAAGAUAUACAACUUAAAGCAAUUAAUAAGUAUCAAGUUAUAGAAUGGAUUCCAUACGAAAAUUUUUUAAAUGUUGAAUAUCUUGCUAGAGGUGGCUAUGGAGAAGUAUUUAAAGCGAAAUGGAAAGAUGGUUGCAUUCAAUGUUGGGAUCAUAAAAAUCAAAAAUGGGAUAGAACUAUAAAUAAACUAGAUGGUUUAGAUGUUGUUCUUAAAAGCUUAUAUGAUUCAAAAGAUAUAGCAUCUGAAUUUUUGGAAGAGAUAAAUUAUCAAAUAACAUCAUAUGAUGAUUAUCUUCUUAAUAACAAGCAGAAAUAUUCAGAAUUAUGGAAUCAAAUUGUUACAAUAGAGCAAUCUAAAAAUGAACAAUCUUCCAAUACUCAGAUUAAUGACACAUCAUCAAUACGUUUGAAUUAUACAACACAUCCUCAAGCUGUUUAUACAAGUCAUCUUAUAAAUGUUUCUCAAUUUUCUUUAAAAGUUUCCGAUUCUAUUAAAUAA